Molecule: messenger RNA, 1233 nt
Organism: Grosmannia clavigera kw1407
Lineage: Eukaryota; Fungi; Ascomycota; Sordariomycetes; Ophiostomatales; Ophiostomataceae
Product: c6 zinc finger domain containing protein
Exons: 5
Coding region: 1-1233 (410 amino acids)
Biological process (GO): DNA-templated transcription
Molecular function (GO): zinc ion binding; DNA binding
Source: RefSeq, a predicted model, not a curated record
AUGGCCACGUCCAAAGCCGCGUCUGGCAGGCCUGUCAGCCUUGCCGGCGCCGAAAGUUAUGCUUUGUCGCUUGAGGCUCGGUGUCAACAAAUGGACGCCACGUGCCAAAGGUUAGAGGUUAUCACGACACAAAUCCUGCAUGCCGUCGAAGCAAUCGACAACUACAAGCUCCCAUCGCAGACAGACAAUAAUUUCAAUAAAAGCUUGACCCAGACAACUCCCCCUAUUCGAACCUUUUCAAGAGUCGGCGAGAAAGACUUAAACAAGGCUGGUAUGGACGUCAGUGACAAUACCAAUCCAAGUCCAUACCAGCCAGUCGUCGAAGACGAGCCUCAGGAUCACCUUGGGGCCCUGGGAUAUAUCGAUGUCGAUAUGUCUGACUCUACCGAGUCUGAUGAUGAUCCAGAUGUAGAUGUGUCUGAUGGCGAGGGUGCUAUAGAUCAGGCUACCGCGUUCGUCAAGGACUCCUAUGGCCGCUUUCGGUUUGUUGGUGGCUCGGCCAACAAAAUGCUCAUCGACGCGGCCAAGGGUAUGUCACCCAGCAGUCGGGCGCAGCCGUCACAGACUCCAGGCUCCAGCGCGCUGAUGGAUACGGGCAGCGCCCAUGGCGACCAGAUUUCGCCGGAAGACGAUGAUGUUGAGCUUCCACUCUUCGUCCGCGGCAAGAUCUGGCCGGAGCUCCCCUUUCUGCCCAGGCCGGAACAGCUGACUCGGCCUCCACAGUACAUCUCGGACCUUCUCGUCGGCCUCUACUUUGACAAGCUACACUACACCUUUCCGGUCCUUUUCAAGCCGCAUUUCAUGCGUAGCUACGGAAAGAAGCUUCGCUGUGGUCCGAACGCAUCCUCUCCCUCUCUGGACAAGGACUUUCUCAGGGUAUUCUUCGCUGUGUGCGCUUCCGGACUCCUGCCUGCCAAUCCAGACGGCGGCUUCCCGGGCUUCGAGUAUUACGAAAAGUCCCUGUUGCUGCACUACGCAUCGCCAGGACAGGCCUCACUCGAGCGCGUCCAAUGCCUCGGCCUCCUUGCCAUGUGCACUGCCAGCUGGAACACAUUGACGCAGAGCUGGAGUCUUGCCGGUCUUGCGGUGAGGUCAUCUAUGGACAUCGGUCUUCACGUGAACAGCCAAUUUACGAUGCCACAUACGGAGAACUCUGGAGACGCACAGCGUGCCAGGACCCUACAGAACCAGAUAGAAAGACCAAUGAGCAUCUCGAGCGACGAUACCAUCUAG